Messenger RNA from Puma concolor (puma), 921 nucleotides. RefSeq names its product vesicle trafficking 1 (gene VTA1). Gene Ontology annotation, biological process: late endosome to vacuole transport via multivesicular body sorting pathway. The record is from RefSeq and is a predicted model, not a curated record. Lineage: Eukaryota; Metazoa; Chordata; Mammalia; Carnivora; Felidae. Gene Ontology annotation, cellular component: multivesicular body.
AUGGCCGCGCUUGCUCAGCUGCCCCCACUCCCCCCCCAGUUUAAGAGCAUACAGCAUCAUCUGAGGACGGCUCAGGAGCAUGACAAGCGGGACCCUGUGGUCGCUUAUUACUGUCGUUUAUAUGCAAUGCAAACUGGAAUGAAGAUUGAUAGUAAAACUCCAGAAUGUCGUAAAUUUUUAUCAAAGCUAAUGGAUCAGUUAGAAGCUCUUAAGAAACAGUUGGGUGAUAAUGAAGCUAUUACUCAAGAAAUAGUUGGUUCUGCCCACUUGGAGAAUUAUGCUUUGAAAAUGUUUUUGUAUGCAGAUAACGAAGAUCGUGCUGGACGAUUUCACAAAAACAUGAUCAAGUCUUUCUAUACUGCAAGUCUUUUAAUAGAUGUCAUAACAGUGUUUGGAGAACUCACUGAUGAAAAUGUGAAACACAGAAAGUAUGCAAGGUGGAAGGCAACAUAUAUCCAUAACUGUUUAAAGAAUGGAGAGACUCCUCAAGCAGGGCCUGUUGGAAUUGAAGAAGAUAAUGAUGUUGAAGAAAACGAAGAUGCUGGGGCCACACCCCUGCCUACUCAGCCACCCCGGCCUUCAUCUUCAGCUUACGACCCAGGCAGCGUGCCGUCCAGCAGCUUCACGGGAAUCCAGAUCCCCCCGGGUGCGCACGCUCCAGCCAACACGCCAGCGGAAGUGCCUUCCAGCGCAGGUGUAACAAGUAAUACUAUCCAGCCUACUCCCCAGACUGUUCCGGCUAUUGAUCCUGCACUUUUCAGUACAGUGUCCCAGGCGGAUAUCCGUCUAACACCAGAGGACUUUGCCAGAGCUCAGAAAUACUGCAAGUAUGCUGGCAGUGCUCUGCAGUAUGAGGAUGUCAGCACAGCGGUGCAGAAUCUACAGAAGGCCCUCAAGUUGCUAACUACGGGCAGAGAAUGA